CGCGCGUUGCCGUUGGUGAGUUUCUCCCAUUAUGGCGGAAGGACCAGCCGUGCGGAUGGACCGUCUCUCCCACUCUGAUGCCUGUUUUGUGUCUUGAAGGGAGAGCUUUUAUUUUUAUGUUUUUUACGUUUUCCCGCGACCCCCCGGCGUCCUUUCGACUCGACUAGACUCUCGCGUUCGUCGGCGAAGUCAUGGCAGACCGCGGCGUGGAUUUGUCCGCCCUGCCAAAAGAGGUUAGAGACCAGUUGGCGGAGUUGGAUCUGGAGCUGUCUGAAGGUGACAUCACGCAGAAGGGCUAUGAGAAGAAGAGAGCCAAGCUGCUGGCCUCCUACAUCCCACAUUUGCCAAAUGUGGAUUUGUCUCUGCCAGAUGUGCAGCUUUCCCCGAGCCACAGUGCCGACCCCAGCCCGAGUCCUGAGGCCCCGGGCCCCUCCACCUCUUCAGCCUCCAAACACCAUCGUGCACACCGCAGUGGAGGGGCCAGGGAUGACCGCUACAGAUCCGAUAUCCACACAGAAGCUGUGCAGGCAGCGCUGGCAAAACACAAAGAAGAGAAGAUGGCACUGCCCAUGCCAACCAAGAGGCGCUCAGCAUUUGUCCAGUCUCCCAUAGACACCUGCACACCUCCAGACACAUCUUCUGCAUCAGAGGAUGAAGGCUCACUGCGUAGAAAGGCAGCUCUUGCUGCAGUCCUCGCCCAGAACCUGCAGAGCCCCGAUUACUGGAUCAACCGCUCCGUCCAAAGCUCUUCCACGUCCUCAUCUGCUUCCUCCACACUCUCCCAUGGAGAGCCCAAGACCCAGCCACAGCCCCAACCGCCGCCUGCUGCCUCCGUGUUAGCCGACGUACUGGCACACACACGCAUAGAAAACAGCGUCCCCCCAGAUGUGACAUCCUCCACUCCACAGGAGAGAGGAUCCAGGGUGGACCUUCCCCCAGCGGUCAGGGGCAUGAGCCGAGGACAGAGCCGCUCCAGCAUGCUGGAUACUGCUGACGGCGUGCCUGUCAACAGCAGGGUGUCCACCAAGAUCCAGCAGCUGUUGAACACGCUCAAACGGCCCAAAAGGCCACCACUCAGCGAAUUCUUCCUGGAUGACUCUGAGGAAAUUGUAGAAGUUCCCCAGCCAGACCCCAACACACCGAAGCCUGAGGGACGGCAAAUCAUCCCAGUGAAGGGGGAGCCCCUCGGGGUGGUCAGUAACUGGCCUCCUGCCCUGCAAGCUGCCCUCGCCCGCUGGGGGGCCACCCAGGCCAAGAGCCCUGCCCUCACUGCUCUGGACAUCACUGGCAAACCUCUCUACACACUCACAUACGGCAAACUAUGGAGUCGCAGUCUGAAGCUGGCCUAUACGCUGCUGAAUAAACUGGGCACUAAGACUGACCCUGUCCUACAACCUGGAGAUCGGGUGGCGUUGGUGUAUCCAAACAGUGACCCAGGCAUGUUCUGGGUGGCUUUUUAUGGCUGUCUGUUAGCUGAAGUCAUCCCUGUGCCCAUUGAGGUGCCGCUGUCACGACAGGAUGCAGGCAGCCAGCAGAUUGGCUUCCUACUGGGCAGCUGUGGUGUGAGUUUGGCGCUGACCAGUGAGGUGUGUCUCAAAGGGCUGCCCAAGACACCAAAUGGAGAAAUCAUCCAGUUCAAAGGAUGGCCAAGGAUGAGAUGGGUGGUGACAGAUACCAAGUACCUGACCAAACCAUCCAAAGACUGGCAGCCUCACAUCCCCACUGCCAACACAGACACCGCCUACAUCGAGUACAAAGCCAGUAAGGAGGGAACAGUGAUGGGAGUCGCUGUGUCCAAGAUCUCCAUGCUGACCCACUGUCAAGCCCUGACACAAGCCUGUAACUACUGUGAAGGCGAGACUCUAGUCAAUGUGUUGGACUGCAAGAAGGAUAUGGGCUUGUGGCACGGCGUCUUGACGAGUGUCAUGAACAGAAUUCACACCAUUACCGUGCCAUAUGCUGUCAUGAAAGCCUGUCCCAUGUCCUGGGUGCAGAGGGUCCACAUUCACAAAGCACGUGUGGCCUUGGUGAAGUGCCGUGACCUCCACUGGGCCAUGAUGGCCCACAAGGACCAGAAGGACACCAACUUGUCCUCUAUCCGUAUGCUAAUAGUGGCUGAUGGAGCCAACCCAUGGUCCGUGUCGUCGUGUGACGCCUUCCUGAAUGUGUUCCAGUCUCAUGGUCUGAAGCCUGAGGUCAUUUGUCCUUGUGCCACCUCUCCUGAGGCUCUGACUGUGGCCAUUCGCAGACCUGGAGCACGAGGAGCUCCACUCCCAGCCAGGGCCAUCCUGUCCAUGGGCGGUCUCAGUCAUGGGGUGAUCAGGGUGAACACAGAAGACAAGAACUCUGCUCUCACUGUGCAGGAUGUGGGCCACAUCAUGCCUGGAGCACUGAUGUGCAUCGUGAAACCAGACGGGCCUCCUCAGCUGUGCAAGACCGAUGAGAUUGGAGAGAUUGUGAUCAACUCUCGAGCUGGAGGAACAAUGUACUACGGCCUGCCGGGGGUCACCAAAAACACAUUUGAGGUUAUACCUGUGAACCAAGCUGGAGCUCCCAUUGGAGAAAUUCCUUUCAGUCGGACCGGUUUACUCGGAUUUGUGGGACCGGGGAGUCUGGUGUUUGUUGUGGGGAAGAUCGAGGGGCUCCUGAUGGUUAGCAGCCGACGGCAUAAUGCUGACGACCUGGUGGCCACCGCGCUGGCAGUGGAGCCUGUCAAAACAGUUUACAGAGGGAGGAUUGCUGUGUUCUCGGUGACAGUGUUUUAUGAUGAGAGAAUAGUGAUUGUGGCAGAGCAAAGGCCUGAUGCCAGUGAAGAAGACAGCUUCCAGUGGAUGAGUCGAGUACUGCAGGCCAUCGACAGCAUCCACCAGGUCGGCCUGUACUGCCUCGCCCUCGUCCCAGCCAACACCCUCCCAAAGACGCCACUCGGGGGAAUCCACAUCUGUGAAACCAAGCAGAACUUUCUGGAGGGGAACCUGCACCCCUGCAACAUCCUCAUGUGCCCUCACACCUGUGUUACAAACAUGCCCAAGCCCCGGCAGAAGCAGCCAGUGGACGUCGGUCCAGCUUCGAUGCUGGUCGGCAACCUGGUGGCGGGAAAACGGAUCGCCCAGGCAACAGGCAGAGAGCUGGGUGUGGUGGAGGACCAGGAUCUCAUUCGCAAGCUCUGUAUGUGGCCCACCAUGAUGCACCAGUUCUUGUCUGAAGCUCUGCAGUUUAGAGCCCAAACCGACCCCGACCAUGUUCUGUACGUGCUGCUCAAUGCAAAGGGGGUAGCAGUGUGCACGGCCACCUGCGCUCAGCUUCACAAGAGAGCAGAGAAAAUCACAGCGACCUUAAUGGAGAGAGGAGGCCUCAACACAGGAGACAACGUGGUGCUGCUUUAUCCCCCAGGUAUCGACCUGAUUGCUGCCUUCUAUGGCUGCCUCUAUGCGGGCGUCAUCCCUGUGACAGUGAGGCCGCCACACCCACAGAACCUGGCUGCUACCCUCCCCACUGUCCGCAUGAUCAUCGAUGUGAGCAAAGCAGCCUGCAUCCUCACCACUCAGCCUCUGAUGAGGAUCCUCAGGUCCAGGGAGGCUGCUGCCAGCGUCAACGUCAAAACGUGGCCCACCAUCAUUGACACAGAUGAUCUCCCCAGAAAGCGGCCUCCACACAUCUAUAAACCUCCUACGGCUGAGAUGCUGGCCUACCUGGACUUCAGUGUGUCCACCACAGGCAUGCUGACUGGAGUCAAGAUGUCUCAUGCUGCAGUCAGCACUCUGUGCCGCUCCAUCAAGCUGCAGUGUGAACUCUACUCGUCACGCCAAAUAGCCAUCUGCCUGGACCCUUACUGUGGCCUGGGCUUCGUCCUGUGGUGCCUCUCCAGUGUUUACUCAGGUCACCAGUCCAUCCUUAUUCCUCCCCUGGAGCUGGAGAGUUCGCUGCCUCUGUGGCUGAGCACGCUCAGUCAGUACAAGAUCAGAGACACCUUCUGCUCGUACUCCGUCAUGGAGCUCUGCACCAAAGGCCUGGGAACCCAGACCGAGAUGCUGAAGGCUCGGGGUCUGAAUCUGUCGUGUGUUCGGAGCUGUGUGGUGAUAGCAGAGGAGCGUCCUCGCCUGUCCCUCACGCAGUCCUUCUCCAAACUCUUCAAGGACCUCGGCUUGUCGUCACGCGCCGUCAGCACCGCCUUCGGCUCCAGGGUCAACCUGGCCAUCUGCCUGCAGGGCACUGCUGGACCAGAUCCCUCCACCGUCUACGUUGACAUGAAGUCUCUCCGUCACGACAGGGUGAGGUUAGUGGAACGAGGAGCGCCACAGAGUCUUCCUCUCAUGGAGUCGGGCACUAUCCUACCGGGAGUGAGGGUCAUCAUAGUCAACCCAGAAACCAGAGGCCCGCUGGGAGACUCACACCUGGGGGAGAUCUGGGUGAACAGCCCUCACAGCGCCAGCGGCUACUACACCAUCUAUGGAGAGGAGAGCCUGCAGGCGGAUCAUUUCAACACCAGACUCAGCUUCGGGGAGCCUCACACUCUGUGGGCCAGGACGGGCUACCUGGGCUUCAUCAAGAGAACCGAGCUGCUGGAUGCAAGUGGAGAUCGCCAUGAUGCCUUGUUUGUGGUGGGCUCCCUUGAUGAAACGUUGGAGCUGAGGGGUUUGCGUUAUCACCCCAUCGACAUCGAGACGUCCGUGUCCCGAGCCCACCGCAGCAUCGCAGAGAGUGCUGUGUUUACAUGGACCAACCUGCUGGUGGUGGUGGCGGAGCUGAGCGGCUCGGAGCAGGAAGCCUUGGACCUGGUGCCCCUGGUCACCAACGUGGUCCUGGAGGAGCACCACCUCAUCGUGGGGGUGGUGGUCAUCGUGGACCCCGGGGUGAUCCCCAUCAACUCCAGAGGAGAGAAGCAGAGGAUGCAUCUGCGAGACUCCUUCCUGGCAGACCAACUGGACCCCAUCUACGUGGCCUACAACAUGUGAACGUCUUCACCGAGCGACGCGGGAAACUGAGCCGGGCUCUGAGAACAGACGUGAGGGAGAAGGACUCGGGGUGUGAACGGUAGCGACCCCGACGUUGAAGCGCAGACACACCUUCAAGACACCAAACAGUGUGGGAACGCGAGAACAGCCCUGAAACAACAACGACGAAGACAUGCUUCCCUCUCAGAAACUGCUCCUUCUUUGCUUCCACCUGUUCGAUCGCUGCAGUCCACAGAGCUCUGCUGUGGAGGAAGAUGUUUUCUCCUCUUGAUGGUAGACAUAUCUGUCAGCCGGAUGAAAGCUGAUCUUCAUCCUCUCCCACUCCUCCCUCAUCAAUUCAUAUUUUUAAAGACAAUUUUCAAUUACAUCCUUUUACCGGAGAAAGAAAAACCUCCCCUCAUUCCAUUCCUUUGUUUAUAUCCUGAACCAUUAAUCUUUGUGUGCUUGUUUUGUUUUUUUGGUCGUUUUCGUUUUACCCCCUCUGAUCCUGAAGGCGGGAUGGCGCACUGGAGCUUCCCCCCCUUUGCACUUUACGUCCUCUUUCACCCCUGAGUUCACUUUCUGUCUCGCCUGCCUCAAGGGGACACCCCCCACGUCUGCUGCUUUCACAACAGCAAAUCCACAUCAGUAUUAAAAUUUUUAAAAAUAGAAAAAGUGCCACCAGCAGGUGCAGCCCGCAGCGGCAGUCCUGACAUGUCAGCUUCCUAGCAGGUGCACCGUGGCUUCUUUCACUUCUCGUCACAUACUGUAUCUGCCAGCAGACGAGGCGUCGGCGUUCACGUGCUCCACAAUACAAAAUGUCCGAAAAAUACACUUGAAUGGCCUGUUGGUGUGGGAAAAGAAAGACGAGCCUCCUACAUGUACAAACUCUGAUAGCAAAUAUGAAACAGAUUCUUCAUUUUCAGUGUGAGUAGGACAGUUAGGUAGUUCGUACGGUCGUGAUAGUGCUAAUAACCGAUCUUUUUUUAAAGGCACCAAUUGUUCAGAACAAGGUUUGAAGCUACGCCUGGUGUUUGGGUUGAAAAGGAAAAACUGUAGCAAGCCAAGCAGUCAGUGGGUUGGUUUUUCACUGCCUUUGCUGGAUGUUUAACCACAGAUUGUGCCUCCAGUGUGUUACUUUUAGAGUCACAGUGCUUCCAUUUCUCAAAUACGUAAAUACUCAGUGUUCUAUAAAACGCUGAGGAUUGUUAAAUAAUAUGAAAAACUACAGUAGCUAUCUGUAGGUUUACUGAUGUGCUGCACGGUGAACUUUUUGAACCCAGUUUGGAGCUGAAAAUGACAUCUGGCACUCCUUUUCUUGAAAGCAUACAAUAUUGAAAAGGAGCAUUUAUUUUACUCCAAUAUAAUUUCUGAUCAUUUCUACAUUUAGAUUAAAUCUACAAAUUAAGAUAGCGCUCAUAAGUUUACAUGCACUGGCAGAUUUAGUAAAAUAUGUUUCAUUCUCCAAUGAAAACAUGAAGGAUCAGAGGAAAAACAAUUAUAUGACAAUAAAUAAGUUUGUCUGACUACUAACCCUAAAUGAAAGAAACGUUUUUCCAUCAAAUGUAUUUUCUAAAUCAAAAAAAGGACAAUAUUUCACAAAUGUUGCCAGCGUAUGUAAACUUAUGAGCACAAUGGAGCCUCUGGCUAUCAUUUUGGGAAUCUGGUUACAAUAAUUAACUAGCAAACAAUAUUUUUAUCCAACUGGUGAUUCUCUUUGAAACAGCAGCGUGUGUGUUUAUCAACCUUCUGUACGUUUCUGUUUUUAUCUCAGCUCUGUGACUCAGAAGUAAUCCAUCGCAGCCACAAACUGGUGUCGGCAGAUUUAAUCCUGACAUAUCUCUGAAACUCUGAAAACAGCAGUUGACAAAGAAAGUUUUCCUGAAGUCCUACGUGUGCUCAGACCUGGCGAUUAACGCGUCGUAAUAGAGUUUAGAGUCCUGCAACAAGUGGACCUUGAAAUAAUUUUUUUUUUUUGUCAAAAGCUGGUUUCACAGGACGACUCCGUUUCCAGGCUUUACCUGAGCUGCUAGCUUUCAGUCCGAGUGUCGUUUUCCCACCAGAAACCGAAGAACAUCUUUCUCUUAAUGCCGCAGUCGAUUACGUAAAUCAUCAGAAGGCAAGUCGGUGCCUUUUAUCGUUGUGACAUUUAUGAUUUUGGAGUAUCUAAAAAAUGAGGAGAGAACUUUGCCUUACUAACCCUGUGGAGCUUCUGUGUAUUUUAAAAAACAGUUCCACCAAAUCAGACGCCAGGUUUGAACUAAAAACACGCUCAUGUCACAUGUUUUUAGAGGAAGGGGGGGGUGUCUUGUUUUUGUUUUUUUUUCUUUUAAGUUUGCGGUCAUGCCUUUCUGAUUUGAACAUUAACGCCAUUCCUUCUGAAUGUCUUAACACUGAAAAAAAUAAAUUAGGAACAAUCCGUAAGCAACCUGUGACUUAAAGAAAAAAAAUCAUCCUUUAAAAGAAAAAAGUACAAUAAAUGAGGGUAAAGAUGUCUGUAUACUGUAUUUUAGAGGUCAGAUACUGUAUUACUGGUGUUCAUGUGUACAUGGAAAUCAAUUCUGUAGAUAAAAACUUGACUGAUCUUUCAUACUUGACAGCAUUUUUCUGCAUUGUUAAUUUAAUCGUAUCACAUCACAAAAGACACAAAAAGGUUUCCGAUUAUUUGGGCAGGAACAAUGUGCACUUUCCCAGUAUCAUUUUACGUGUGAGAGAGAGAGUGUGUGUCGGUGAGCGUGUGUGUGUGUGUGCUCAGUUUGAUGGUGAUAUUUGGCUUUUAUGGUGCAACAAGGUUCGUCUUUUGUAAGAAAUUUAUCCCAAAAUAUUGAACCAUCUUUUUUUUUUUACUUCUUUUUUUAAUGUCGCCUCCACUGUAUUUUUACUCUCUCCAUCCAUGAUUGGAAUUUAAUAUAUUUUGUAGGGGUUUCAUCGAUACUUUUCCUGAUGUAAUCUUUAUUUGGAGCUGCACAACUUCUGCAAAACGGCUGCUUUGACUCUGAAGCGGCUCGACGUCGAUAAACCACUUUUCACUCACGUGUGCGAGCCAGUAAGUUACUCAUUAAUAACGAAGAGAAGCCUCAGAGCUCCUCUGUGACAAUUGCUUUGUCGCUACUGUUUCACUCCAAUGAGUUUUAAUAAAGUUUUAUAAUUUCAUGUUGGCCUUCAAGCCUUUUCAAUAGACACUGGUGCUAUUCAAUAAGGGAAGUUGCCAGGUUUUUUUCUUCUUUUCUGUCCUCCAAUGUCAUGAACAAAAAGGUUUCUUCCUGGAUGCCCUUUUUGUGUGAAAAUCGGUCGUUCUUUUUCCAUGCCAACGUCUUUAAAGUUUUCGCUCUGUCCAUUCUGAAACUAAAAAUCUCUCAACAGGCAACUCGACACGGACAAUGCAACCUGACAUAUCCACAAACAGCUCUGUCCGUUUGCGAAGUUGCGUUGAGAGGAACGGCGCGCCUACGUUUCAAACCUCCAAAGUUAUUCUAAGCACAAAAUGUACAUGUGAGGUAAAUGAAAUUUGGAUCUUUUCACACAAAAUCGAAAAUCUCAAGGGCCCACAAUGUAUACCUCAACAACUGUCUGUUCACUAUGCAUCGUCGAGCUGCAGCAAAGACAUUCUGAACUAGUCAAUGGUGCGAUAACUUCUAACAUGUCUUACUUGACAAAAACACUGUCACACUGUCAUUGGAUGUGUUUCAUGUCAAAUAAAAAAAAUGCUUUGUCAGAGUUC
Molecule: messenger RNA, 8655 nt
Organism: Acanthochromis polyacanthus (spiny chromis)
Lineage: Eukaryota; Metazoa; Chordata; Actinopteri; Pomacentridae
Gene: dip2ba
Product: disco-interacting protein 2 homolog Ba
Exons: 39
Coding region: 192-4955 (1587 amino acids)
Source: RefSeq, a predicted model, not a curated record